AAUUUCGAAAAAAAUAAGCAGAAAAACGGGAUUUCAUUCAAGCACAAGUGAAGUAAAAAUACAUUUUUAUUAAAAGAAAUCAUUUAAAAAAGUGACGAAAAAUAAUAAUUUAAUCCCAAAAAAAACUAAAAUAAUACAUCCCAGUUAAAUAUUUAUACAAAAUAAUAUGUCUGCGCUAUCAACUAUAGCGGCUUUUGAUGAUAUUCGGCGUUGCAUUCAUGUGCUAACCGAUGGAACCGCCGAAGAAGAGUUUUUAAAAGUCCUUAAAUUGCAAGAAGCAUUCCGUUUGGAAUGUUUGAGUGGCACUCGAGAAGCACAGCGAAUACAAAAAGAAUUGGACGCUUCUCUACAAAAUAUGGCCGAUUUGGAAACGAAAUUGUUUCAUGCAAGGCGUCUCCUUGAAAUGGAAAGCAAAGCUAGACGAGAAGCCGAACACGAUCGUGAUCAAAUGGAGAAAAAAAUAAUAGCUGUGGCUGAGCUUCUUCGCAACGAACGUGACAUUAAUGAGGAAACCAAAGACAAACUUGCAUUCCUCAAUACAUUCCAACAAAAGAAACGCAAAUCAUUGAAUACACAUAUUGAAGAGAAAUUUGGCAAUGACAUUAAUUCAACGGGCUCUUUCCUUUCCGAUCUCUCUCUCACACAAUCCGAAGAUGAUUUUCUAGAUGUCCGUACUUCAAAGAAUUGGCAAAAACAUCGCCCAUCAUUGCCAAAGAAUACAGGACCUUUUGUUGGUGGCAAACGAUCACGUUUAAGCACAGGAACUCCUAAAGCUCCAACUCCACAGAGACGUUCAGGUGUUAAUAAUGCCAAUGCCAAUAAACACACAUUGGAAAUUGGAGCGAAUGAGAAAAUUUGUGCAACAACAAAAGUUUCAAUUCCACAAGAUGGCAGUGGUACUAUUCGUGCCGAGUCAACAAUUGAAGCAAUUCCAAUUACUGUCGAUGAACAACAACACCAUCAUCAUCGACAACAGGAGGAAGUGGUUAUCUCAAGUCCUCAAUCGAAAAUGCCAAGACCAAGUAACAACUGCACUCCAAUGCGUCCGUCUCCACAUAAGGAAAAUCCUGUGACUUUGUCAGUAAAUCCCUUUCCACCUGCUUCGCCAGCAGUGAAACAUCGCAGCAUGAUGCGUCAACACAAUUUCUCUUCGAAAACUUUCAUUCGAACAGACACAUGCACUCAUUGCCAGAAAAAAAUUCGUUUUGGUUCUGUGGCUUUGAAAUGCCGUGAUUGCCAACUUUGCUGCCAUGUUGACUGUCGUGGACUUCUCACUGUGACAUGCGUUCCACAGAGUGGAACUCCCACUCUAAAGGGUCUAAUGGGUUACAUAAGCGACCAUGCUCCACCAAUUUCACCCAUGAUUCCAGCCCUAAUCGUCCAUUGUGUAUUUGAGAUUGAAAAUCGUGGCCUCAAUGAAGUGGGAAUUUACCGUGUUUCGGGUUCUGAGAGGGAAGUAAAAGCACUUAAAGAGAGAUUCCUUCGCGGAAAGGGAAAACCACAUCUAGCAGACAUAGACGUCCAUGUGUUGUGUGGUUGUAUCAAAGACUUCUUGCGUUCUCUUCGAGAACCUCUAAUCCCAACAGGCUUAUGGAAAGAUUUCUGUAAUGCAGUGCAAGAUGUCACUGAAAACGAUAUACAAAGAAAUUUGUACAAUGCAAUCAACCAAAUGCCACAGGCGAAUCGUGACACGCUAGCUUUUCUCAUUCUACAUUUCCAGCGUAUAGCUGAGUGUCCUGAAGUGCGAAUGCCCAUCGAGAAUAUAUCUCGAGUUUUUGGCCCAACAAUUGUUGGCUAUUCGAGCCCUGAUCCAGAUCAACAUGCCAUAUUCACCGAGAUCCACAUGCAAUUCUCGGUUAUGCAAAAUUUAAUGAAGAUACCCUCUGGAUACUGGACACAGUAUGUUGAUUUUGAUAAGGAGAACACUCGCACUAAUAAUGGUUCAUCAGAACCACAAACUCCAGUUAAUAAUAAGGAAACCUUUUACUCUCUUUAUGCUACACCACUCAAGAGUACAUUGAAGAAAAGGAAGUUCUAUGCUACUCCACCUUAUUCGCAUAAGAAAAAAUAACAAUUCAUCAAUAACAUCCGAAAGAUACUGAAAUACCUGUUUUAAUUGAAUGAAAUUUAUUAUUAUAUAUUACGUUUUUCUUGGUUCUGUAGUUGAAUUUUGUAUUUUUAUUUAAUUUACACACACAAAUGCACAUUUUUUUUUCUAUUUUCUAUUUUUUGAAAUACUGGGAGAGUUAAGUUAAUAAAUUUUUUUGGGUCAACAA
This is a messenger RNA of Episyrphus balteatus (marmalade hoverfly), 2276 nucleotides long. It is a transcript of the gene tum, whose product is annotated as rac GTPase-activating protein 1. NCBI's taxonomy places the organism in Eukaryota, Metazoa, Arthropoda, Insecta, Diptera, Syrphidae. The transcript has 5 exons. Bases 167 to 2071 code for a protein of 634 amino acids. The record is from RefSeq and is a predicted model, not a curated record. Gene Ontology annotation, biological process: signal transduction.